This is a messenger RNA of Dictyostelium purpureum, 959 nucleotides long. RefSeq lists its product as uncharacterized. The record is from RefSeq and is a predicted model, not a curated record. Gene Ontology annotation, molecular function: actin filament binding. The transcript has 2 exons. The coding region runs from base 69 to 500 and encodes 143 amino acids. NCBI's taxonomy places the organism in Eukaryota, Evosea, Eumycetozoa, Dictyosteliales, Dictyosteliaceae. Gene Ontology annotation, biological process: regulation of actin filament polymerization. Gene Ontology annotation, cellular component: actin filament; cortical actin cytoskeleton; plasma membrane.
UCCACCUAUUUGUAAUUAUAUUUUUUACUUUGUUGUAUUAAUAAAACUCUUUUAAAUAAAUAAAAAAAAUGGCCGACGUUUCAUCAGAAGACUUAAAAAAUGCCGUUGCUGACGUUUUAGCUGAUAGCUCAGAAACCAAUUGGUGUUUAUUCGGUUAUGAAGGUAAUGAUAAAAUCGUCUUAAGAGGUUCAGGUUCAGGUGGUCUUUCAGAAUUAAUCCCACAAUUCGAUGAUGCUGAACGUUUUUAUGCUUACGUCAGAGUUAUCUCUGGUGAUAACGAAUCUAAACGUCCAAAAUUCGUUUUCAUUUCAUUCGUUGGUGCCAACGUUGGUGCUUUAAAGAGAGCCAAAGUUUCAGUCCACAAAGCCUCAAUCAAAAAGGUCAUCACCAACUAUGGUGUUGAAUUCCACGCUGAAUCACAAGAAGAAGUCAACGAAGAAGAAAUUAUGAAAAAAGUCAAAAAAGCUUCAGGUGCUGACUACAGUGGUAACUCCAACUAAAUUAACUAGUAAACGCCAUAUGCUAAUCAUCACCUGUAUAUUGUAUAACACUUCUAUAUAAAAAUAUUAUGUGUACAAUAAAAAGGUGGUUAGGAUGCUAUAUUUAUAAAAACUAAAAACCCAAAAAUAUAUAUUUAUAAAUUCAAAAAAAAAAAGUGUAUUAUAAUAAUAAAUAAUUUAUAAUAAUAUAACAUCAAUUACAUAUAUACACUUUAAUAAUUAUUUCAUCUAUAUUUAAUAAUAUUCAAUUUCAACUUUUUUUAUUUCUUUCUUUCAAUCUUUCACUUUCUCUUUCAUAUAUAACCAUAUAUUUUUAUAUAUUUGGAAAAAAAGGAAAAAAAAAAAAUAGUUGAAAUAUUAUUUUAUAUAUUAUGUAUUUAUUAUGUAUUUAUAUCGUUUCUAUUUAUUUUAUAUUAAAAAAAAAAAAAAUAAACUUAAACUUUUUCUUUUUUUUAUAAU